Molecule: messenger RNA, 2152 nt
Organism: Nylanderia fulva
Lineage: Eukaryota; Metazoa; Arthropoda; Insecta; Hymenoptera; Formicidae
Biological process (GO): regulation of transcription by RNA polymerase II
Cellular component (GO): nucleus
Molecular function (GO): RNA polymerase II transcription regulatory region sequence-specific DNA binding; DNA-binding transcription factor activity, RNA polymerase II-specific
Source: RefSeq, a predicted model, not a curated record
UUUACUGCGGUUUUUAACUGCAUUUUUAUUUUAUUUUACAUAAAUACAUCCUGUGAUAUAUUAAACACUAUUAAGGUGUUGAAUAUAAGUAUAUACGUGUGUAUGUGUAAAAAAAAUCAUACACUUUUAUUCUGUGCUGAGAAGAAGAUGCCUCAUCAUAAUGGAUUAUUUAUAAAGGUGAGAUUUCUCUGUAACUAACUUAUUUGCGUUUUAAUAUUUUCUAUUCCAGUCUCAGAGUGAUUUCUUAAGUAAAAAUUUGCUUUUCUCGAACUCUUGCCAAGUUUUAUGGCUUAAUCUUUACUUUUUUCUUCUGCUAUUGUUAGGAAAUAUUUUAUAUACAAUUUUUGUGUGUAGUACAUACUAUUUCUCUGAUUAUUUAUAAUUCGAACGAUAUUCAUUAAUAAUUAAUGAAUAUAAAGCUAGAGUAAAAAGAUAAUAGGCUUACAAUUAUAUUCUCUUUGAUUUAUCUAUAUAAUUGUAGUUAAAUAUUGUAAGAUUCUUAAGAAUUCGGAAAGCUUGAUGGAUAUUAUAUUAUAUAUAUAUAGCGAGUGAUGAAACUUCCUAAGCUGUUUGACUUGACGACAAAUCACGACGACUUUCUCGAUUCGCACGUACGAUUUCUUGUACACAUCAUUAUCGCUGCGUCUCGAGAGAUAUCAGCAACGCCCAAGCACCUUGCACCGGCCACCUGCAGCACUCACAUAAGCAUAAGAUCUAUCUUUUUUUCUGUCCUGUCUCUCUCUCUAUUUUUCUCUCUCUUUCUUAUCACCGCCUGUAUGCAAGAUAUAUUGUAAUAAUCACAAAAAGCAGCAGAAUCUUUGAAAAAACAAAAAGCUGUGUGUGUGCCCACGGGUCAUUCUCCGUUGCAAUGUCCUUGGGUUUUGUCAAUUUCAGGGAAGGAGGCGAGACCUUCGGCGGAUUGUCAGGGAUGCUACGUCAGAUUCUUUCGCCUUCGCCCGAGAUCGGGGAGGCCGGCGUCAAUUGUAAUCUUCUACAGACCAACUCCAUAUUCACGAACCAAUCGUCGUCGAUGCUGUCGUCGACAUUGCUUCCCCCGCAUUUUCAAUCCAUGUGCCCCUCAGAUCAAUCCCUGCUCGAUCAGGUACAGAUCCUCGCCGAGUCCUAUCCCUGCCCGACGUGCGGUCUAGAGUUUCGAAGCGCUCUCAAGCUAAACUAUCACAUGCGAACGAGUCACGUCGUACGCCAGGAGUACGAGCAUAAUAUCGAGAAUCAGCCGAGGUACUCGUGCGCCGUCUGCUCGCGGACUUUUGUUGCCCUGAGCCAUCUGAAGAUGCACGAGGUCACGCAUUCCGCGUCCUCCAUGACCUCGUGCACGUCGACCUCGGCCAAUAUCCCGCCGUCCGGCAAUAAUAUGGAGAAAACGUUCGCCUGCGAUCUCUGUCAGGCCAGUUUUCGAUACCGCACCCUGUUGGAACGUCAUCGGAGGAUGCAUCAGGAGAUCGGCCAGGACAAACCUUACUCCUGUCCGAGAUGCUUGAUGCGCUUCGAGACGCGCAACUUGUACAAUCAUCACGCGAAAACGCAUCGACCGCUGCCGGCAGGUAACAACGACGCCAGGAUCAUCGGGACGAACGCGGUGUUGCCCGUGGUCGAUCCUGUGAUCGGCAAUCUCGGCAGUCCCGUGAUCCCCGCCAAGUCCAUGACUUCUUAUCCCUGCGACUCGUGCUCCAAGCAAUUCACCACUGCCGAGUCCCUGACCACCCAUAAGGCGGUGCACAGGUCGAGGCCGCUGGUCUGCGACGUGUGCGGCAAGGGUUUCACGCAUCGCAAGUAUUACGUGGUGCAUCAACGCAUCCACACCGGCGAGAGGCCGUAUCUCUGUGCCAUGUGCGGCAAAUCGUUUACGCAGGCAUCGACUCUCACGGUACACCGUCGGUAUCACACGGGAGAGCGUCCGUACACCUGUACGUUGUGCGGAAAAGGAUUUGUUACGCGAACGAUCAUGCUUAAUCAUAUGAAGAAGCACUGAGAUGUGUCAAUUGACCAAUACAAUCUUUUACUGCGCGUGAUUAAAUUCGAGACGCAACUUUUGACCGUAGAAACAAGAAAAAAAUGAAUUGAUAUGAAUCUUAUUUGAUCUCAAAGUCUUAUUUUUUCAUCAACAUUCUAAAAGAGAAUAUUAUAAAAUUUA